AUGCGUCGCUCACUUCUGAUGUUCGUCCUGCUGUCCGCGACCGUUUCGGAGGCGAUUGCAGGUCCCUCCAGGGAGCUUCGCGAACGUCGUGACAACAAGUACGGCGACGAACUUGUCACUCCCGCUUCCAACGGCCGUCCUUCUCCAGCUCUUCGACUUCAGGCCGAGGUUUUUUAUUACGUUGAUGAAGACUUCAUCCACGUUGAAUUCAUUUCCUGCAACUACAAAAAAUAGAAAAUUUAUGUUUAUUUUAUGCUUUUUUUUUGAGUAACCGAGGUAAUCAAAAAAAAAUUAGGAAUUUCAUUUUACUUUUGAUUAUGGCUCCUUGGAAUGGUCUCUUGGAAAGGGCAAAACAAUCGUAUCAGAUCAAAAACUUGGAAGUUUCGAUCUGCAAAAUUUUUUAGAGCCAAAAUAUAAAACUUUGAAGACUUCAAAUUUGAAGUUGCUAACAUUAUUGCUGUAUCGAUUAAGGCAGAAAUCGUUCGAAAUUAUUUGCUUAGUUGACUCUCUGGUAACCUGAGUAGAGUGUAUGAACUUAUCAACUCUGAUUCUGUUAUUAAGAGAAGUUACUGGAACGCGAAAUUUCAGUUUUCGCCCUGGAAUUUUGUUAGUCGGUCCACUGUAAAGAUGACGUAAAGAAAAUCGCCUUGAAUUCGGCGCCUGUUAUUAUCAGUUUUCUUAUUUUCGAAUCAACAAUUGGUCGUCGCUGUGGUGAACGGCCCUGUCUUGAAGUUUUCAUCGGAAAAAUUUUGUCUGGGAGAAUCCAAAACGUUUUGACCUUUUGAAAAACGAUUUUAAUUGUUUUUUUCCACUUUCAGAUUAAAAUCUCUAAAGAAGUUUUUAUUUCAGUCUUGUAUAGUCCGUGUGCCACGACUUGGAAUUUCACCGAACGACAUUCCGCUGUUCCGCUGCGUCGCGAAGCGUCUUUGCGAGCCUCGGUCUCGCUUUGAAUUGGUUCCCAUUUCUGAUAGAUGGACUGUUCCCCUAGGAACACGUGGUGGUCGAGUUCUCAAAUCAGAUAGAAAAUUCAAGGCGCGCAAAGGCACGCAGCGGAACAGCGGAAUGUCGUUCGGUGAAAUUCCAAUUCAUGGUACACAGACUAUAGAACGUAUGAGAAAUGAAACAUUUAAAAAAAUUUCAAUAAAAUGGGAAAAAAAUAAACAGAACUUAACUAUUAUUUCUCAGAAGGGAAAUAAACAGAACUUAACUAUUAUUUCUCAGAAUUGUUUUCAAGAAAGGGAAAAAGUCUGACCCAGCCAACUAUAGACCUAUUUCGCUAACCCAUCCUUUGGCAAGAGUUCUGGAAAAAAUACUAUCGAACCACUUUAAAAUGACCUUUCGCUAUUCCUUUUCUGAUAAACAAUCCGGAUUUCUCAACAAUCGAUCCUGCAAACUUGCCCUACUCGACUGUGUUUCCAAUUGGAAAGCACUGCUCAAGGAACGUAGAUUUAUUGACGUUAUUUAUUUUGAUUUCCGAAAAGCGUUCGAUAAUGUCCCUCAUAACCUUUUGUUUGACAAGCUUAGAGCUUUUGGGCUCAACUCUCAACUAGUUGGUUGGUUCGAAAAUUUUCUUUCCGAACGUCAAUCUUGGGUUUUAUUGGAUGGACACGUUUCUUUCGACAGUUUUAGUAUCAAAUCUGGUGUACUCCAGGGGACUGUUACGGGGCCUCUCUUGUUUUUAAUCUUCAUAAAUGAUCUAGCUGCAAAUUUCAGUGAUGACGUCUCUAGUUAUCUAUUCGCUGAUGAUCUUAAAAUUUUCUCCUCUGACCCAAUUGCUCUUCAAAAUGCAAUCAACCAACUUGCUAUGUGGUCCGAAACAUGGGGACUCCCAUUAGCUGAAAACAAAACUGUAGCUCUAUCUAGGCAGAUCAAAUCCUAGGACAGUUUAUACAAUUAAAGGCACUUUUAUUAGUUCUUCCGAAGUUGUCAGAGAUCUUGGAGUCAUGGUGGACAGUUCCCUACUUUUCAAAUCUCACAUUUCAAAAGCAGUUAACACCUCUUUGCUCAAAAGUAAACAAAUUCUGAAAAGCUUUCGUUGUCUCACAAUUCAACAGUAUAAUAUGGUUUUCAACCUAUUCGUGAAGCCUCAUCUCGACUACUGCAGUGACGUUUUCUAUCCCGCAAUAAAUUCCGAACAGGCAUAUCUACUCGAAAAAAACCUUAUAGGUAUUUCACUAGAGAAAUUUUUCAUGCGCAGAAACUUAAGAUUCAAUUCAUAUUCUGAAAGAUUGCUCAAGCUCGAAACUAAUGCUUUGUACAGAAGGAGACUCAAUCUUGCACUCUGCACACUUCACAAAAUUGUCCUCAAGAUAGAUCAUUUUCCAAGCGCUCACAGGUUUUUCAGAAUCUCUCAUUCGGGUCGACAUCCUCUGCGGUUAAUUCAGGCUGGUCCUUUAUGCGAUUCUUUCUUUUCAAAACUGAUCCCAAUCUGGAACAAAAUCUGCUCUAAAUUCAACGUCUCUGUUCCUCCUAAAAUUUUCAAAUCUAAUCUGGACAACAUCCCCGACAAUGAGUUAUUCAUCAGCAUCCCUAGACGGCUACUAUGAUCUCAAAAAUCUCAAUAUGCAUAUACGUGUAUUUUAUCAACUGUGAUAUCUAUUGUAUUCCCUAUCCGGUGAAGUCACUCGUGAGGGUGACCUAAAACCGGUUCUUAACUUAUUUAUUCUUUUCACUUUGUGGAUGAGUAAAUUAUUAUUAUUAAGGGAAUUACGAACACAAUAGUACUUGUCUUAUGAAGACUUACUUUCUAUGAAAAUUCAAGAUUCCGUUUUUUUAUUUCUUUUUACAGUCACCUUUUGAGGUUCAAAAAAAAACCAACUUUUUUUUUUCAAAAAAGUAUUUAAGGUGCCGAUCGUGACGAUUGCCCCACAAGGAGGUGGAGCUCAAGUCAACGUCGCGACAAGCGGAUACCAGAAAUGA
Caenorhabditis auriculariae is the source of this 2919-nucleotide messenger RNA. The record is from the annotation of a GenBank genome assembly. NCBI's taxonomy places the organism in Eukaryota, Metazoa, Nematoda, Chromadorea, Rhabditida, Rhabditidae.